AUGGGGGCGGGCGGCGCAGCCAAAUGCCGGCGACAGUGUGCCUUUGGGCCAAUGGGGCACCACCGGGGAGGGUGGUGGGCAUUCAUGUUACUUAUGUUUAUCAUGAUUCCUGAAUGUGUGGCUGAUAAGUUGUUGCACAUCACCACUGCAGCGACGGGGAAAAUCGCAACAAAAACAGAUGUUUUCAGCUUUGGGGUGGUGUUGAUGGAGCUGAUAACCGGAAUGACCGCCAUCGACGAGAGACGCAUCGACGAGGAACCCCGGUAUCUGGCCUCCUGGUUCGGCCAGAUAAGGAAGGACGAAGAGAAGUUCAGGGCAGCCAUCGACCCUACCCUGGAUAUCACCGACGAGAUCUUCGAGAGCAUCUCGGUGAUCGCGGAGCUCACCGGGCACUGCACCUCCCGAGAGCCCUUGUGGCAGCCGGACAUGGGGCAUGUUGUGACGUUGCUAGGCCCGAUGGUGGAGAAAUGGAAGCCGUCGAGCAGCGAGACCGAGGACUACACGGACAUCGGCCUGGACCUGCCGCUGGUCCAGAUGGUGAAGGAGUGGCAGGAGUCGGAGGCGAGCAUGACCGACUACAGUAUCCUAAGCCUGAGCCUCGAGGACAGCAAGGGCAGCAUCCCCACCUGGUCUGCUGGGUUCGCCGAGUCCUUCACCUCCGCCGAUGGCCGGUGA
This is a messenger RNA of Triticum aestivum (bread wheat), 675 nucleotides long. Its product is annotated as receptor protein kinase TMK1. The record is from RefSeq and is a predicted model, not a curated record. The coding region runs from base 1 to 675 and encodes 224 amino acids. The transcript has a single exon. Lineage: Eukaryota; Viridiplantae; Streptophyta; Magnoliopsida; Poales; Poaceae.